This is a messenger RNA of Exophiala spinifera, 828 nucleotides long. RefSeq lists its product as uncharacterized. The coding region runs from base 1 to 828 and encodes 275 amino acids. The record is from RefSeq and is a predicted model, not a curated record. Gene Ontology annotation, molecular function: acyltransferase activity, transferring groups other than amino-acyl groups. The transcript has a single exon. Lineage: Eukaryota; Fungi; Ascomycota; Eurotiomycetes; Chaetothyriales; Herpotrichiellaceae.
AUGGACAGAAACAACGGCCAAAACGACUGCUGGCAGGAUACGACUACGCCGACGGUCCCGGCGUUCGCCUCGUACACAAGCACGCUCGUCGCUCACCCUUCGAUAUCAAUACGGGUUGUGCAGCCUUCGGAGAUCGUCACGCGGCCACGCGUGCUCGAUGAGAUCACGGACGUGAUCAACGCCGUCUACCUGCACGCCUCGGACGGUCUCUGGGCAACGAACAGCGCCCGCACGUCCCUGGAAGAAGUCAAGUCUUUCAUCGAAACGGGAGAGAUGAUAGUCGCGGUGAAAUCCGACGAUUCCGAGGGCAACGACGAGGACGACGGCGAGGACGACGACCCCACCAAUGUUGAGGAGCGGCGGCGGCGGCAACGGCAGAAGACUAAGAGAGAGAACCCCGCCGUCAUCGUCGGCGCGGUCAGACUUGGGUUCCGAUCCGCCCACGUCGCAGACUUCGGCAUGCUGGCCGUCCUGGACGAGUACAAGGGCCUCGGCAUCGGGAACGCACUCCUGAGCUUCAUCGAGGCCGUCGCCCUCGAGAAGGGCGCGCGGAGGAUCCAGCUGGAGAUCCUGGUGCCGCAGAAGUGGAAGCACCCGUCCAAGGAGUUCCUCAAGGGCUGGUACGCGAGGAAGGGCUACGCGUUUCUGGAAAAGGACGACAUCGGACGCCGCCACCCCAAACUCGUCGACCAGCUCGUGGCGGAGUGCGAUUUUGUCGUCUACGAAAAGACCCUGCUAGGGAGAGAGGAAGAAGCAGGAGGAAACAUCGACGGCGCGCCCCCUCGUUGCAUAUCCGAGCUCAAGUUGGUAUCAUCCACGACUUCCUAG